Akanthomyces muscarius is the source of this 786-nucleotide messenger RNA. RefSeq lists its product as uncharacterized. The record is from RefSeq and is a predicted model, not a curated record. NCBI's taxonomy places the organism in Eukaryota, Fungi, Ascomycota, Sordariomycetes, Hypocreales, Cordycipitaceae. Gene Ontology annotation, molecular function: oxidoreductase activity. The transcript has 3 exons. The coding region runs from base 1 to 786 and encodes 261 amino acids.
AUGAAAAUUUCCGGUCGCACCUUUUUGGUUUCUGGCGGUGCCUCGGGGUUGGGUCGUGCCUGUUGUGAGGAUAUUGUCGCCCAAGGUGGCCACGUCGCUGUCCUUGAUCAGAAUGAGGAAAACGGCCAGGAAUUUACCAAGACACUCGGGUCGGCAGCCCGAUUCUUUGUCUGCGAUGUCCUAGAGAGUGAGAGUAUCGCCAAAGCCGUCCAGGGUACCGCGGAAUGGGCCAAGGAGUCUGGCAAGCCCAUUGGUGGCGCCAUCACGGCUGCCGGUGUCGCUCUUCCUGCCCCGAUUGUCAACCGUCACGGCGAGCCCUUCAGCAUCGAUGACUUUGAUUUCGUCAUUGGCGUAAACUUGCGCGGCACCAUUGACCUCGCCCGUCAGACCUGCGCGGCCAUGAUCAAGACCAAGCGCGAGUCCCCCGACAGCGAUCACGGCGUCAUCAUCAUGGUCGCCUCUUCCGCCGCCUUUGACGGCCAAAAUGGCCAAGUCUCGUAUUCCGCCUCCAAGGGCGCCAUCCGAUCCCUCACGCUUCCCAUGGCUAGAGAUCUUGGCCGCUACGGCAUCCGCGCCAUGACCAUUGCCCCCAGUCUCUUUGAGACGGGCAUGACGAGCGCUAUGCCGGACAAGGUUCGCAAAAACCUCGAGAACACCUUUGUCUUCCCCACAAGAUCCGGUCGCGCGCCCGAGUUUGCGUCUCUUGUUCGCCAGAUCAUUGAGAAUGAGAUGCUCAACGGCGAGGUAAUCCGACUGGAUGGUGCUUCGCGUAUGCCCAAGAUCUAA